AUGGUGGCGCCAUGUCCUCUCGAGUCCCUGGUGCUUUACCUGGCCGCCACGCCUCAUUCUGCUAGCAUGGCACUGGUGGCCAUCCGGGAGGAGCGCCAGGCCAAGAGCCUGCCACACGACGCCACGCAUUCGGUCGGGAUGAUGCAGCACCAAGACGACGCCCCUGAAGCCAUGGCAGCGCCAGCAGAUGACCAAGCCCCACAAGACAGCGCUCCUGAGGCUGUAGUUGCCCCAACAGGCGACCGAGCUCCUGAGGUCCCCCAGCCUCAGGAGGUCUCAGACUCCAUCAACACUUUCGCCCUUGUUGAGCACCCGGUGUACUUCGUCAGCAUGGUACUACGUGACGCGCAGGCACGCUACCUCAUGCCGCAGAAGCUUCUGCUCGCGCUCCUCGUUGCCUCGCGCAAGCUGCACCAAUACUUCCAAGGCCACCCCAUUAAGGUUGUCUCAGUUUAUCCAUUGGAGAGGGGCGCGGGGGCUGGAUCUGUGCUCAUCUCGCCCACCCACGACAAGCUCUACUACACCGUGCAGCUCUGUUUCCAACGUGGCGAGAAGGUCUCCAACAACAUCGCGGAGUACGAAGACUUGAUCGCCGACCUCAAGGCCGCGGCCACCUUAGGCGUGAAGUGCCUCACCAUCAAGGGCGACUCCCAGCUCCUCGUUAACUUCUCCAACAAUGUGUAUGAGUCGAAGGAUGAACACAUGGAGGGAACCCUGCCGGAGAAGGAGGAAGACGCGGAGCGCGUGGCUCAGCAGGCCAUAGCCUACUGCAUUCAGGACGGUGAGCUAUACCGUAAACGACCAAACGAUGUUUCCUUGUGA
This is a messenger RNA of Aegilops tauschii subsp. strangulata, 822 nucleotides long. The record is from RefSeq and is a predicted model, not a curated record. NCBI's taxonomy places the organism in Eukaryota, Viridiplantae, Streptophyta, Magnoliopsida, Poales, Poaceae.